UCUUGUGACAAUGUCUGUAGACAGAAGCCUGGAGGACUUUUUGAAAGAUGUUGAUGAAAUCACUGAGAUUGUACAAAGUCUAAAUUCUGAAGACACAGCUUGUCGUGAGAAGGCAUUCUUAAAAGCAGACAAAAAAAUUGCUUUGUUGAAGGACAAUGAAGAUAUGGAUGGGACAAAAACUAAACUAAACAGAACCGUCAUCAAUUCAUCUCCUAAUAAUGAUUUUUCACAGCCUAACUCUGGAAUAUGUCAAGAAAGCUUUCUCGAAGUGCUGGAAAAAGAUGCAAAAGAACGAGCAGAAAAGCGAAAGGAGAACACCGCUUUGGCAAAUGCACUGAAAGGUCUAGGGAAUGAGGCAUUUGCACAAGGUGACUACGAGACUGCAGUGACACGCUACACCGAAGGGCUGGAUAAACUGAAAGACAUGCAGGUCUUAUACACCAACAGGGCUCAGGCAUACAUAAAAUUAAAGAAAUACAAAGAAGGGAUAAGAGAUUGUGAAUGGGCAUUAAAGUGUAACGACAAAUGCACCAAAGCCUACAUACACAUGGGAAGAGCUUAUUUGGGACUUAAAGAAUACGAGGAGGCUAGAAAAAGUUAUUUGAAGGCCAUGCAAAUUGACUGUAGCCUAGAGAACCUAGUGAAAGGUUACCUUAAUCAAGCGGACUCCCAGGAGAGAAAAGAUAGCCAAGAGCAAAAUGCCCUGGAGGAGUUUAAGGCUGGGAAGGAAAAUGCUCUAACUGUAACUCAUCUUCUCCAGAAACUCUCCAAAGAAGAUCAGAUUCCCUUAUAUUAUUCUGGAGGCAUCAAGCUUCUUGUGGAAGUAGUUAAGGAUUGUACAGGACAAACAUUAUUCCGGACCAACAAUGGAUUCCGUAUUAUUGGCGACAACAAAGUGAUAAACCGGAGCCUUGUGACAGCACCAACAGAUCACUUACAUCUAGAUCUUUGUAUGUCUGUCCUCGCCCUUUGGCAGACAGUUUGCAGAAGAAAUGAGGAGAACCAGUACUUAUUGGUGACCCACAAAGACAUGAGUACCCACAUCCAUGCACUACUUUCCUCAGAGGUUCCAGAUGUCCAAAGAGAAACACUCAGCCUGAUGAAUAUUUGUUCAUCAACAGAAGGAGGAAAGGCUCUACUUCUAAAAAAUGUGGACCCACCAAGGUUGCUGCAAAGCCUCCUAGAAUUCGCACUAUUAAUGGAUGGCAGAGCAAGUGAUGCCAUGAAUUUACUGCAUGCAAUAACACUACAAAAAAGCUCAAAAAUCCAUUUCAGGACCAACUUUUCUUCUGCAUCAUUGCCCCGUAUCACUGCUUUAUUGCGGAAGGUAAAUCUGGCCAAUAAGGCAGUGUUCCCCCAGUGUAUAAGCAUGCUAGGAAACCUGAUUGAAGACGAAGAUAUAAGAAGGCAGAUGGCUGCAUCUCUAGACAGCUGGGAUUCCUGCUUGCUCAUUUUGGAUGAGUGCAUUAUGCACGGUGAUGAAGCAGAGUACAGAGACAUUUUGUCUGCAGUGCUUGGCCUCAUGUUGAACCUGUCUUUGGAACUGAAUUCAGCCACCCAGGAUCGUGGCAUGGAUAUAAGCUGUAGAUGUUUAACCCUUUUAAACAGCGAUGAUGGCAUUGUCCUUACAAGAUGCGUGGGCAUUCUAAGCAGGGUUCUCCCCCAAUGUACAGCAGCGGUGGAGGAAGUCGUUCGCAAAGGACUUGUUAAGAAGUUGGUGAAGUUGUUGAAGGCAGGUGGGCCAAGAACAUCACUUUAUGCUGUGAAGGCUCUUGCUGUGUGCACCAAACAAAAUGUCCAAGCUCGGAAUGAUGUGAUCAAGUGUGAUAAAAAAUUUCACACUUUACUGAACCUAUUGAGUUCUACUGAUGAGAUAAUUGUCGGCAAUGCUGCUCUCUGCUUGGGAUACUGUUUUGAAGUUCCAGGAGCAGCUUCCUCGUUGCUACAGUCUGAUGUCCUGAAACGUCUGCUGACCCACGCUGGCGGGGACACUAAGAGGACUGCGGUACAGCAGAAUGCGGCCAUAGCCCUGGGGAGACUGUGCACUGCAGAACCAAGAUAUAUGAGUCAACUUCGUGAACUUCAUGGAAUUGAAAUUCUAAAUUCCUGCAUGAAAUACAUAAACUAAGCAUGACUCCAUUUUUGUUCUACCACAAAAGUAUUAAUUGUUCUCAAGGAUGAUGAAGAAUACUCAACCCAAACAUGAACAUUUUACCUUCC
Spea bombifrons (plains spadefoot toad) is the source of this 2220-nucleotide messenger RNA. RefSeq names its product tetratricopeptide repeat domain 12 (gene TTC12). The coding region runs from base 11 to 2128 and encodes 705 amino acids. The transcript is spliced from 21 exons. The record is from RefSeq and is a predicted model, not a curated record. Gene Ontology annotation, molecular function: protein binding. Lineage: Eukaryota; Metazoa; Chordata; Amphibia; Anura; Pelobatidae.